Messenger RNA from Gigantopelta aegis, 5284 nucleotides. RefSeq names its product basic-leucine zipper transcription factor A-like. The transcript has 6 exons. Bases 72 to 767 code for a protein of 231 amino acids. The record is from RefSeq and is a predicted model, not a curated record. NCBI's taxonomy places the organism in Eukaryota, Metazoa, Mollusca, Gastropoda, Neomphalida, Peltospiridae.
AAGGCGGUAAAUAAAAGACGUCUUUGAAGUUGAUCGGCUUUGAUCUGCUGUGCAUUUGAUUAGCAGCUGUAAUGCCUGUCUCAGAUGUUAGGUGGGCGUUAUCCCACCAGUUGCCAGUGUUUGCGGUUUAUGGAACAAAGAGGAAGGUGGACUGGCAGACAGAACCAGAUCAAAGCAUCAGUUCGGAGGUACCUGCGAAGAGAGUGUGUCCAAGUCUUGCUGUUUCAGGGAAUGGAAUGAAUGAUUUGCUUAACCAUGACACAAUUACUCAUAAUAAUGAAGGACAAACUCCAAUAAAUGAUAUUCAGGAAAAUCAUCAUGAACAUUUCUCAGAAAACUCUGUGAACAUUUCCAUGGAUUCUACCCCGCAUCAACAAGACAACUGGAACAACAAUGCAUUUUGUCAUCAACAUCAACAACAGCCAGACCAACAGCAGCAGCAGCAACAACAGCAGCAACAACAACAACAUCAACAAUUUCCUGUUGCCAUGGCUGUUCAAAACAGUGCCACCUCUUGCAAUGACAUGGUCAUGGACCUGUGUGACGAGACUUACUCCUACACACAGCUGUUCACAGAGACAGAUCCUGUAGCCAGCACGAUGGAUUCCGACUUCAUCCCGGAUUACCAGCAGUAUAAGAUAGCUUUCUGUGAUUCAAACUGCGUAGGUGGAGACCGAAGUCCAACGUCUGGUAAAGUCCGAUGCUACUGCAAACCUUCGUGGGAAGGGCUCACUGACCCACGGAUGUAUAUAUCGGACUACUAUUAAAUUCCACUUGAUCUCACUGUAUUUUUUAUACUUGCCAUGUAGUUCACAAGUUGUUUUGAACUUCUCUAAGACUAUAAACCGGAGAAUAACAGGGUUCUGACAACCUGCUGUUAAAAUUGAGUUCCACGAGUUCUGACGAGUGAUAAAUAAUUGCCCUAUAAGCUUCAGGAGUGAUUAGCAGGUUGUUUAUUUAACUUACGAAAUAUAAAAUAUUGUAAUUUAAAUGAUCCCAACUUAUAUGUAAUAAUAAUAAUAAUAACAUAGGGAUGUAUCAAACACUAAGGUCAGCCAUGGUUAAACCAGCUUCUGUUCAGACAACCAACGAAAGGUGUGCUGGUACCUUAUUUUAGGUGGACGAUAUAAAAAAAACCCAUUCUGACAUGAAAUUAUGGUGUUUACAAGUGCAAAUGCACACGUCAGAUGGGGAAGACUGGUUAUGCUUAUACUGUGAGUUCAAGCUACAGUGAUCUGUUGUUUUACCACAUCAUUGAAUGAGUGGGACAUUUACUCUCUACUGUAUAAUGAGAAUCACAAAGUUACAUUUUGUAUUAAUGUAUAAUGGAUCUGAAAUGUUUAACGCAUAACAAACAAAGAAAAGACAAAUAUGUCAUUUAGAACCCUGUAAUUCUCUAGUCUUGAAAGUAGUGCCUUGUGAAAUAUAUAUAUAUAUAUAGUGUGUGUGCAUAAAAUACCUAUAUUUAUUAUUGUUUUCUGAUGGUAUCAACUAUUAUGUUUUACCUUUAUCAGUUUAACUUGGUUUAUUGUUGCACCUGUGAAAUUUUUGUUUACUGUUUUUUCGUUAUUAUAGGUACAUUAGGUGCUAUUUUAUUUGAUCACAUGUUAUCUUAUCGGUCACAAGGGUGUUUUUAUAUAUUUUUUGUUGGCCUCUAGUACUAGGAUCAAGAUCCUAUACUUAGCCAAAAAAGUUUAGCAAUUUGGUAAAUGUGCUUAAAUAAAAGAAAACUUGUGACUUACAAAUAAAACCAGACACUGGAUUUAAUUGCUUGGGGGUCCAUACACGGAAAUUGUCAGUAACGUGUCUGAGCAUCUUGGGCAUUGCGUGUUGACAGUGGUACAACAUUGGCUGAUGCUUUCAGAAGGUGGAUAUCUGGAAUAGUGAUAACGAGUUUAAGCAUUUUAAAGGUUGUGAAUAUGCACAUGCAGUGAAAUAUUUGGGUAUGGCACUAUGGAAUUGAAUGCAACUACAGUCAACGGGGGGUAUGGGGGUCCUCUCCCACAAAGAAAAUGGGUUACAUUUAGGGUUAGGGUUAAGACAAUCAUACAAUAAUGAUAAAAGUAAUUAAUUUUGUCAAAAUGUUAACUUAAAAAAAUAAUAAUUUGGGUAUGGUGCCAUACCCAUUUUACCCUCUGGCAGAAACCCUGACAUAGUUCUUUCACACCCUACGACCCAACAAAUCCCAUACCUGUACAAUAAGUAAAAAGUCAGGUGAUCUUUCAAGCCAGUUUAGUGCCUCAGUAUUGUUCCUUUGAAGAAGUCCAGUCGUUGUUAGUCUGGCUGAAUGUUGGUGUGCAAUGCCCUGUUGAAACAAUGCCUGGAUACUGCUGCUUGAAUAGAAUGACAACUGGUGUGAUGAUUUCGUAAUGCUGAGCAUUUAGAUUCCCAUGAAUGAUGAAAAUGAGGUUGUUUUGUUUGAUAUCAUAAAUUCCUUCCCACACCAUUACACUACCACCAACACAUCGGUCAUGUUCAGUACAUGAAGUGACGUUGUACCACUGUCGGUGCCCAUUGUACUCAAACACAGAUUUUUGUGUAUGGACCCCAAGCACCAUUUAACAACAUGGUAGUCGCACAAUUCAUUUUGUAUUGAAAAUAUCCGGUUACUUAUACUGACAAUUGAUGCCUUAAUUAUAUCCAGUGUCUGAUUUUAUUUUGUAAGUCACAAGUUUUCUUUUAUUUAAGCACAUUUACCAAUUGAAAUUUAUACAUUGAAACAAACCGUUUCAAACUUGGAUUUUUUACUUUUACUCUUAUUAUACAAACAUUAAAAUAAAGCCAGCCGUUGAUCACAGAUACAUUUUACCAACUGUUUUGGGUCUCUCCUGCACUUGAUGAUUCUCCCGACUUGGUUAACUAUGGGGUGGGACAUAUAGUCCAGUGGUAAAGUAUGAUGUGUGGUCAGCCUACGAUUGAUCCCGUUCGAUGAGCUACAUUCCAACCAGUGGGUUUCCUCUCAGACUCUUAUUAUUUGUGUGGUCUUAAACCAGGCCGUAGAAUUAUAAUUGUGUUCAGUGCAUCAUUAAAUAAAAACAUUCUUUGCCUUUGGUUAAAAAAAAAGAAGAAUGAAUUUAGUUUUUUGUAAAUUAAUCAUGCUUUGAUGCAAAAGUAUUUGAUAUUCAUAUCAAGCGUUUACAGAAUCAUGUCAAAUAAAUAGGCUGGUUUAUUUUAAAGUCAACAUGUAUUAAAGUAAUGCUAAUAUACUCACACAUAACAUCAAAUAAGGGAAUAAUCUUUUUGUUCUAAACAUUAAUUUUAUUUCACACUGCAAAACUUGCAGUGGAAGUUUGAUUGUGCUUUAAUCUGUUAGGUUUUUUUUAUUAACAGUACACAUGUAGGUUUUUUUUAUUAACUACACAUGUAGGUUUAACUAAAUGAAAAAUAGUAAUAGUAAAAUAUUUCUAAGUUGUAUGAAUGUUCUAUUCUGGAUAUUAUAAUAGUUGUUAGGAAGGGUUUGUUUUCCUUACAUGAUGGAAGCAAAAGGGGGAUAACUGAUGACAGAUUGAUAGCACACAAUAAUUAGGAGAAAGACUAUUUCAAUGAGGCCCGACUGUUUAGUGCCAUUAUUUUAUUAUUAUUAUUAUUAUUAUUCAUGUCUUUGUUUAAUUUGAUAUUCAAUUUUAAAUAUUUUAUUUCACAUAUAUAUUUUUUUAAAGUUCUUAUUUUGUUUUGAUAAAAACUAGAAAUUAGUGGUUUUAGAAUUUAAUAAAAAAUGAACUUCUGACAAACCACUGUGUAAUACACCUGCAAAAUAUUGUACAUAUCAUUAUCAACAAUAUUCCACCAAUCAAGUCCGGAACCAUGUAUUAGAAUACCGUACUGGAAUUAAUGAAUUCUUAGAAAAUGUUUAAAAAGUAACAGUGGUUUUACACACCCCCCCCCCCCCCCCCCCCCCCCAUUAAAUGUGCAUAUCAUAUAUUAACAUUUUACAUGCUACUUUUUUUCAUUAGUUGUUAAAGUUUUUUGUUUUGUUUUGUUAUUUAUGUGUUCUUAGUGUAAUGUCUGCUCACUGCAAUGUUACAAUUAGUUGUGUUUUCAUGUCUGUGUGGAAUAGUUUUGCCUCAUACUUGUUAGUUUUGCUUUCUGAUAUGCCAACUUAUUUAAAGGAAUGUUUUCACCAAUUUUUUUUUUUUAAAUAUCCAUUUUUAUUUGCUCUGACCAGCAAUAAAGUCAGGGAUUAAGCGUUGCCUUAAAAUACUGGAAGUUAAAAGUUUAUAAACAUCAUGUACAUAUAAAAGAUAUAAUCAUCGUCAAUGAGGAGUGCUAAUUAGGAAAAAAAAAAGAAAAAAGAAAAGGUAGAUUACAAGUAUUAAUAAACCAAUGAAAUAAUUUAUAUUUUUAUAUUUGCGAGCAAAUAAAGCAUCAAUAAACAAAGAUGUUUUUUUGUUUUUGUUUUUUUUACCAUUUUGGUAUUAACAAUAUGCAACUUUCUUUCAUCGAAGCAAAUUGAAGAUGUGAUUAAAAAGCAAAUCUGCACACAAAAAGCUGGUGUGAAAUGUUUUCUUCGUAAUGUUUUCCCAUUAUUUCAUACUGGGUAUGUUGAAUUGUGUUUUCAUUAUACAUGUACCUGUUAAAAAGGUAAGAUGUAAUUACUUAAAUGAUUGUCGGUGUAGAAACUACCUUUAAUAUUUUGACAUCUUCAUUGAAUCCUAUUAUUGCAUGUUCUUUCAGUAUAUUAAUACUUUAUCAAUUUUUAACCAUGUUAAAAUAGAAAACGAAUAUUUCGAGAUGAUGAUAAUGUUGAAGAAAUCACUGAGAUUUAACAUACCGAUUUAUUUAUUUUAUUAAAACAUGCUAAUUUAAUACUGAAGAAAUUACUAAAUUAAUUUUCAAGUGAUAAUUAGAACUUAUUUUUUAUAGUCCAGGGAAGACCUGUCUCAUAUGUUAAUCAUUAUACCAAAGUGAAGUAAUGGAAUUGGAAAUUAUUUUAUUAUUCAUUUGAAUCUCAAAAGAAUUGCAAAAAUUCCAAUUUAUAGCACUUGCAAAAUGGUUUCUUUUGGUGCUUAUACUUUUAAUAAAAUUGUGUAUUAUAUAACAAGCCAUCACUUUAUGACCACUCCACAUAUCAUUUUUGAAAAUUUGAGAUCUGUCAAGUAGUUGACCUUAAAAGUUUAUUAUGUGAAUCUUUUCUCUUGUUUUGGUUAUUGUUUUUACCAAUGAUAUACGAUGAAAAAAAUAUUCUCAGUGAGAACUAUGCACAUCUUUUAUCCAUAAUACAUGUAAAAACAAAUUGUUCACUGGUGCAUUUUUUGUAAAGCUGAAAAUAAAAUAUUUAAAUUUA